Messenger RNA from Mus caroli (Ryukyu mouse), 2764 nucleotides. It is a transcript of the gene Star, whose product is annotated as steroidogenic acute regulatory protein. Gene Ontology annotation, molecular function: cholesterol transfer activity; cholesterol binding. Lineage: Eukaryota; Metazoa; Chordata; Mammalia; Rodentia; Muridae. Gene Ontology annotation, biological process: intracellular cholesterol transport; steroid biosynthetic process; regulation of steroid biosynthetic process. The record is from RefSeq and is a predicted model, not a curated record. Gene Ontology annotation, cellular component: mitochondrion.
CAGGACUCAGGACCUUGAGAGGCUCAGGAAGAACCACCCUUGAGAGCAGCAGCAACCUCAGCACCCAGCACUGCCACAUCUGCCGAGAAAGCAUGUUCCUCGCUACGUUCAAGCUGUGUGCUGGAAGCUCCUAUAGACAUAUGCGCAAUAUGAAAGGAUUAAGGCACCAAGCUGUGCUGGCCAUUGGCCAAGAGCUCAACUGGAGAGCACUGGGGGAUUCCAGUCCCGGGUGGAUGGGUCAAGUUCGACGGAGCUCUCUGCUUGGUUCUCAACUGGAAGCAACACUCUAUAGUGACCAGGAGCUGUCCUACAUCCAGCAGGGAGAGGUGGCUAUGCAGAAGGCCUUGGGCAUACUCAACAACCAGGAAGGCUGGAAGAAGGAAAGCCAGCAGGAGAACGGGGACGAAGUGCUAAGUAAGAUGGUGCCAGAUGUAGGCAAGGUGUUUCGCUUGGAGGUGGUGGUAGACCAGCCCAUGGACAGACUCUAUGAAGAACUUGUGGACCGCAUGGAGGCCAUGGGAGAGUGGAACCCAAAUGUCAAGGAGAUCAAGGUCCUGCAGAGGAUUGGAAAAGACACGGUCAUCACUCACGAGCUGGCUGCGGCGGCAGCAGGCAACCUGGUGGGGCCCCGAGACUUUGUGAGCGUGCGCUGUACCAAGCGCAGAGGUUCCACCUGUGUGCUGGCAGGCAUGGCCACACAUUUUGGGGAGAUGCCCGAGCAGAGUGGUAUCAUCAGAGCUGAACACGGCCCCACCUGCAUGGUGCUUCAUCCACUGGCUGGAAGUCCCUCCAAGACUAAACUCACUUGGCUGCUCAGUAUUGACCUGAAGGGGUGGCUGCCGAAGACAAUCAUCAACCAGGUCCUAUCGCAGACCCAGAUAGAGUUCGCCAACCACCUGCGCAAGCGCCUGGAGGCCAGCCCUGCCUCUGAGGCCCAGUGUUAAGGAGUGUCCACCACGUCGACCUGCAAGUCAUUGGAAGCUCUGACAGGAAGCCUGCAAGUCUGUCCAUCUUCAGUUAACCACAUCGGGAGGGGUGGUAGGCAGAAGACACUAGGACUGACUGGUAAAAUCAGGAUCAGCAAAAUAGAAAUGAGGCUUAGAAUAAAAGUUCUCUAGUGUCUUCCACUGCCUCGCUGUGAAGGCUAAGGGCUAAGUAGCUAUGAAACCUUCCAUCUAGGCUUGUAUAUGCUGACCUAAAAGACAUCAGCAGCUACGAACAGGAGAUGCUAAGGAUGGGGAACUGUUGUCAUACCAGCUCCAAAUGUCACUACCUGAAGGCAGUGUGCGCACAAAGCAAGGUCUUACCUAGGAAACACUGUGGCCUUCUGCUCCUCUGUAAAAGACCAGAACUUGAAACUACCUACAAAGGGCCCUUCCAGAGUAUUCCAACUUUUCUCUGAGGAAAAAUGAAACCACCAUUGUGCCGACUUCCCUACUAAUCCCAUGACAAUAAAGAACAUGCAUGCACACUUCAGCCUGUACAUUUCAGGUCCCAGCCUAGGGAAUCACAGCUUCAGCAGAACUCUGCGUUUAAAUCUCCUAGCUCACAAAAGGGAACAAAGCUUCUGGAGAUUUGUCAUUUGACUGUUUCGAUUCUUUCCUAAAAAUGCAACCUCAUAAUUAAAGGCACAUGCCUUUAAUCCCAGCACUCAAGAGGGCAGAGGCAGGUGGAUUUUUUCUAAUACUGAGGCCAACCUGGUCUACACAGAAGGAUAGCCAGAGCUACAUAAUGAGACUCUGUCUCAAAACCACAAAACCCAGGGAUUGAAAAGAUGGCUGACCUGUUGGGAGCACAAGCUGCUCUACCAAGGAAUCCAGGGCCAAUCCCCAGCGUCCACACAGCAGCUCACAACUCUAAUUCUAGUCCCAGGGAACCUGAUGUCCUCUUGUGGCCGCCAUGGGCACCAGGUGUGCAGUGGUACAUAGACAUACAGGUAUGUAGGCUGAACACUCAUUAACACAACCCUUGUCGGAUGCGGUGGCUCAACAGCUUUAAUCUCAACACUGCAAAUGGUGACACCAGUGAAUCGCUCCAAGUUCCAGGCCAGCUAGGACCCCAGUGAGACCAUCUCACAACAAGCAGGAAUAAAUUCUUCCGAGUUGAUAGUUAAGAUUUACAGCAUUCUGGCAGGAAGAUGAUGACAGGAUUUUCAUUUACCUAUACUGAUUAAAUAAUACGACCAAUAAUGUUAAGGUAAAGUGACUGCUCUAUUGUUUAUAGACAGAGUAGAUGCCAGCCUGGCUCAGAGCUAGCAACUUCCUUAUUUGAAAAGGUUAAAAUGUUAUGUUACCUUCUAGGAAGACAAAUAGCUACAAGUCAGUAGAGCUAGAACAUUCCUAUUCCGGGAUUUGGAGAUAUUACACUUUAAAGGUAUAAAUUGAGAGCCAGGUGACGGUGGCACAUGACUUUAAUCCCAGCAGAAGCAGGUGGAUCUCUUGAGUUUGAAGUCAGCCUGGUUUACAGAGUAAGUUCCAGGAAAGUCAGGGCUGUUACAUAGAGAAACGCUGUCUCAAAAACAUAAAAUAAUAAAAAUGACAAAAAUAUAAGUGUGACCAGCAAAAUGUGUACGUGCUUGCCACCAAGACUGAUGACAUCAGAAGCCACAGAGAUGGAAGGAGAAAUGAAAAACAGAGAGGUCCUUAUGGCUGCUUAUCCACACUAAGUACCUUACACACAUAAAUACUGGUAUAUAUUGGAAUUCCUUUCCGAAUGUGUUAAGGAUGAACAAUUGUAACAACCAAAAGCUUUUCAUUCUAAGCAU